AUGCCAAUGCUACUAUUAUUUGUAAAUAUAUGGCAACUAAGAGAUCAAUCAAAAGGAGUAUUGAGAAUAACUUUAAAUGGAAAUGAAACAUUAUUGAGAUAUCCAUGCCAAAAUACACAUGAUUGCACAUAUUAUUUUUCAAAAUUAGAACCUGGAUAUUAUUUAAUAGAAUUAUGGGGGGCAAAUGGGGGUGGAAGUUACACUAAUGGAAAAUUUUAUGACGGAAGAGGUAUUGGAGGAUAUUCACGAGGUGUUAUGCAGCUAAAUUACCCUUCAGAUGUAUAUGUUUAUAUUGGAGGAAAAGGAGAAAAUGGAAAAAAUCCAUCUACUAUAGAAGUUUAUGGUGGUUUUAAUGGCGGAGGGAAUAGUCCGAGAGAUAACGAUAAUGACUCAGAUGAUCAAGGAGGUGGUGGUGGAGGGGCAACAGAUAUUAGAGUCAAUGGAACAUCCUAUAUUAAUAGAAUUAUUAUUGCAGGCGGUGCUGGGGAAAAUGGAUUUGACACAGGAUAUUACGAUUUAUCCCCUUCUUAUGGUGGAGGAUUUACUGGAUCGCCACCAAUUGAAAACAAUGGUAAUGGUAUUUCAUAUGGAGUUUCUGCAGAUCAAAAUCGUGGUUAUUCAUUUGGUGAGGGACAAAACGGAGUACACACGGGAGGAACAUCGGGUGGUGGUGGGCUUUUUGGAGGUUAUACAAUAAAAGGUGAAGUAGGAGGUCAAGGAGGUGGUGGGUCUGGAUAUAUUGGGGGAGUUAUUUCAUACAAAAAUAUAAUUCCUACAACAAUCCCUGGUAAUAGUAAUUUUCCUUCGAAACCAUGUAAUGAUAAAAAUGGUUGUGCUAGAAUCACGCUUAUAGAGUAUAUUAAACGCAAAGAGAAACCAAUUAGAUCAUGCCCAGAAACAGUUCCACGUUUUGCAUGUAGAUUUAAUAUAAGACAUCGCUAA
Messenger RNA from Trichomonas vaginalis G3, 942 nucleotides. Its product is annotated as glycine-rich protein family. The coding region runs from base 1 to 942 and encodes 313 amino acids. The transcript has a single exon. Lineage: Eukaryota; Parabasalia; Trichomonadida; Trichomonadidae. The record is from RefSeq and is a predicted model, not a curated record.